AUGGACCACACUCGCCCGGACUCGGCGACGGAGGCAGAGGACGUGGACGAUCCGGAUGGCCGGCUGUACGAGUAUCUGCUGGACAGCGGCGUGCUGAACGACGUGCACACGUUGGCCGAGUCGAUCGUCGGCUCGUCCGUGUCGUCGUCCGACGUGGACGGCGGUGGCGACGACAACACCGACGCCGACUCCGUAGCCCGGCGGAUCGCUGACCGGCUGCUGGAGCAGAACGCCGACGACGUCGAGCGGGCACUGGACGCGGCGGUGCGCGACGCCCUGCUGGUCACCGGGUCGGCCGGCCGGCUGGUGGACCACCGGUGGCCUAGGCUGGUGGACAUCGGGCCGGGCCGGCUGGCGCGCGACACCACCCGUAGCCUAAACGCGCUCGUCCGGUUGCCAUUCACGUACGACACCUACAUGGGUGCGUACUUCCGGCGGCUGACCGAAGGACUGUCCCGCGCCGUGUCGGUGGACGUACAUUUCGGCCUGGCGAUCCGCGUGUACGCCAAGCUCGUGGACAUGGCGCCGGACCCUGAGAGCGCGGCCGAAAGUUUUAGUUCACUGUGCGAGGCCACGCACGCGCGGUGCCUGUUACGGCAGCGCCGCGACUUCGGCAAGACGGUGGCGGCCGUGUCGCUGACGGCCCGGUGCCUGUCUGUGGUCUGCAGACGGGCCGCCAGCUGUCGCGGGGCCGUCAAACCAGCUGUCGUCGAAUUCGUGGCCACCAUUGCGGCCGACCCCGGUGGCCGUGGUCCGUACGCCGUUUUGUGCUGCGCCGAUCCGACUGCCACUUGGUUCGACACCGUUUCUAAGUACCACUCGUCCCGGUCCGCCUUUUUCCAGUGCCUUGACGGCGAUCGGAGACUGCUUCGGGCCGUUGUAUCUGGUUUCCACGAGUGGAUCGCCGAACCCGAGAUCCCCCGACGGUCGGACAUAGCGGACAUAGCGGCCGUGGUACGGUACGCCCGUGCGCUGCACGCCACGUACCUGUUGGCCAAGAUGUUCAGAUACCGCUCCGCGAUAGCAAUGUUCCCGGUCAAGGUGUCCAGAACGCUGCGGAUCCACGCAGCCGGUAUAUCGAACCACUGUCUCGGAUUUCUGUCCGCCAACCGCCGGUGCGUUCCUGCGACGUUGACGAACGGCCUCUGCCUGCUGGUGGCCGCGAUUGCCGCUUUCCAGCCUGAGACGCUUGACUCUGUCGCGGAAAACGCUUUCGGCUUGCGCAUACUGGCCAAGGUCACCGAGCGUUCAGCCACGUUGCCUGCAGCGUGCCAACAGUUGGUGGAUGGAUUGUUCGAGAAAAGGCGCUGGAAGGAUACCUGCGGCGCGGACGUGGAUUCCCUGACGGCGGUCGCGGCCACGAUGACUGGUAGUAGUCACGAUGAGAUCUGGCGGUUGGUCACCAGGAAGAUGUCGUUCCUGGAAAACGCGGCCGCCGGUGACCCUGACCUCGGCCGUCGACGGCAGCUCUUGACCAACGUGCGUGGGACGCCGCUGGGCACGUCCACGUACGACAUGCUGCAGCGGGGAGACCCGACGACGUGCCGUGACGACUUUGAUUGGUCGGAUCCGCGACAGCUGUUGAUGGUGAGCGUGGCCUGCACCACGGCCGCCGGCAGACGCUGGCUUGGUCAGACGGACGCUUUCGGUUCGCUUGACGGAUUCGUAGCGACCCAUUCUCGUAAAACGGAAGUCUCUCUCGACCCGGGCGGUGACCGGAAGUCGCUCGACUCGAUCGUCCGCGUCGCCUACUCCUGUUGCCCGUCGAUCGGAGGGUUAAACGUUGUACUUGACCAUUGCUGUGACGACGGUUCGGGCCCUGUAAUAACCGGGAUAACGACACUCACGAAACUUUACUACGCUUCGCUCCAAAAUUUUGAUGGUCAUCCCAUUCCGAGAGACGUUCUCGUGAUGCUGUGGCUGCGUUUAGUACAAGCCGCCACGCACACGUUCAGCUCACGUGUUUACACGGACUUAAAACUAAACUAUCAAGAAACAUUAUUAAAACUGUCCGCCGAAAGCCGUACAGAAGACCAAAUAGUUUUCGUCGACGAAACAACUGAACUUUUGACAAAAUUACAACGCCCUCUGCUGUCGGACGGCACUGGGUGUGCCACCGAAUCUACCCCUGGCACUCUGGCCGGGUUUUUGGCAAAUACUAAUCAACAUCAAGGCGGUGCCUGGUUACAGAGGGUUCGCUCUAUAAUAAUCCGUUCCGACCAGAUAACCGGAACGGAGACGAUGGAUUUAAUAGCGUCGGUCGGCCGUCGCCGUUUUGAUGGCCAACUCGACCUGGGCGCUUUCGAUCGUAAAUUAAACCUAACCGAUUUCGAUGUCACCGGAAUUCGAUUGGCGCUGAGGUACGGAUCGAGCGUCGGGUUGGUGGCCGAAGAUUCGGCGGCGUCCUCGGAGCUCGAACAACUAUACAGUCGUGUCGAAAGACGAGGAUCGCCGUGGCUAUUCGAUUGCAUGACUUGUACGUUGUUUAUAGCGUCGCGAGGAUCGGAAAACGGAUGCGUCGAGGCUUGCGCCGUACUGCUCAGACUCUUCGAAACAACCCGAUACGUUUGGCCGCCGGCAUUUGACGAGGACGACGACAGGAGAGCUGCUUUUGGUCAUUUGAUUGAAGGGCUGUUGCAACAAGAACAACCCGAAGUGUACAACGCGUUUAAGAUGUCUGGUGUCUCUUGGUGGCUUCUGUGCUCCGGCUGGGUGUCCGACUGUUUUUGGGGUCGUCUUAGCUGGCCCGAAAUUUGCCGAUGGAUGUGCCUGGUCGUCGUGCAUUCGGUCGACUACCAGGCCUUUUUUUUCAUCUGUCUGGCUGUGUCUCAAAAGCGCCGCUGGUUGGAGGCGUUCAACUUGGGCCGGUUUCACGAAACCGUUUUCCAGGGUGACUUUUGCGAUUUCCGACUGGCUGACCAUGCCAUUUAUCUAGAGGAAUUGGCGAAAAAGCACCAACGGUUCAUAUCGAAAAAACUCGCUGCCGAAUUCGAUAUGAAUUAG
This is a messenger RNA of Macrosiphum euphorbiae (potato aphid), 3003 nucleotides long. NCBI's taxonomy places the organism in Eukaryota, Metazoa, Arthropoda, Insecta, Hemiptera, Aphididae. The record is from the annotation of a GenBank genome assembly.